GGCCAAAAAAAAAGGCAACCGGAAGGAAGGAAUUAAGCCCCCGCUAAAACCCUAAUCCCCAAAUUCCCGCUCGAUAUUGAACUCCCUCGUUCGUCGAGUUCUUCAGUGCAAUCCGGAAUCCCGCCUCGGAAUCGCCGACGACGAUGUCCGCGAGGAAGCAGGGCGACGGCCAGCCGGAAGACGGCGGCGCCACCGCCGGCAAGCGCCUCAAGAUCGCGAAAUUCUCCGAAGAUCCCGAGAAGAAGGGCUUGAGCCGGAGGCUCAAGGACGCGGAAAUCAGCUUGCCGAUCGUGUACGGAACCAUCGCGUUCUAUCUUGGUAGAAAGGCCAGUGAUUUGUUUGUCUCCACCGUGAUAAGGUCCCAAUCGCAUAAGUGGACGGUGUAUGUCCGCGGGGCGACUAAUGAGGAUCUCAGCGCAGUGAUCAAGCGGGUCGUGUUCCAAUUGCAUCCCAGUUUCAACAAUCCCACGAGAGUCAUGGAGGCUCCGCCUUUCGAGCUGUCAGAAUGUGGCUGGGGUGAAUUUGAAAUCGCUAUCUCCCUUUUCUUUCAUCCUGAUGUUUGUGACAAGCAGUUGGAUCUCUAUCACCAUUUGAAGCUGUACCCGGAAGAUGAGUCUGGUCCUCAAUCAACCAAGAAACCAGUUGUCGUUGAAUCUUAUGAUGAGAUUGUCUUUCCCGAUCCUUCAGAAGCUUUUUAUGCCCGGGUUCAGAAUAAUCCAGCUGUUAUAGUGCCGCGGAUGCCCGCCGGUUUUAACAUUUCUGCUCCUGCCCCAGAAAACACUAGUGAAUGGGAGAGAGGCGAUACUAAAGAUCAUCCUCUUAGUCAGUGGUUCAUGAAUUUCUCAGAGGCGGACGAGCUACUGAAGCUCGCUGCAGCUCGCCAGCAGGUGCAAGCUCAUAUUGUCAAGCUGAGGAGACAACUUAGUGUGAUGGAUGGGAUGCCUCAACUGUCAAAGCCAGCCCCUGCUUAUGAGUAAAAUGUCAUGUGAGACUUCUGAAGUUUCUGCUUCGGUUUUCUCAUGCAGGAACUGAUAGAUGACAUCGCAUAGUGGAGUGGCGAAAUAUCGUGAAACAUUCUCCUUUUGUUGAGUUUUUACUCCUGCAAGAUUGUAGUUCAGAAUUUGAGAAUCUGAAGGAAAAGGUUCUAACCAUCUCUUAGUGAAGAAUCUGGCUGAAUGAGGAACAAAGAAAUAAAUUAUCACUAAAUUUAUUUCUUUUUCUACGCAUUCCAAAUGCAUGUCGGUUAGUGUUAAUUACAUUAGCCAUGGAAACAGUGUACUCAUCAUCCUUGGUCUAUUGGGAAUCCAAUCUGGAUUAUAAUCUGGAACAUUCCCUAUGGUGCAUCCGUCCUAAUCAAGCCUCUCCCCUCUGCCUAAGUAAUUUUUUCAUAUGCUAUACUCCGUAGAAUGAUAGUCAAAAACUGUGAUUACCUAUAGGCAUGGCUUCUUUGUCAUUGGCCAAUAAUCACGAUGAGAAAUAGAGUCAGUUGUAAGUCAGAACUACUAUUCCAGAUGUUCAGAAAAGUACAUGAAGACAGCUAAACAUAUACGAGGGGAUAUUGAUGAGGGAAAUGUAAUUACUUUUUACUUACAAUUUCAAUGAUUGGGGGGAGCUUUUUGUUAGUUUAUCGAAAUGAACACUUUUAUGGAUUUCACAUCUUCUAUUUUCUUGGAAUGCUUGUUCUCUUUCCAAAUUUGUCGAUAGCCAUUCAUGGAGAUGAUCUACGAAAAUUGAUGGAGCUCAUAUUUGUGAGGUGCUCUUCUUGGAGGAAGAAGAUUUUGCUCUAAUGGUAAGUUUCGGAUAUUCAGUUUUUUUGUGCCAUGUGUUCAUCUAUUUACUAAGUAAGAAGAUUAUGGGAAUGACUAGUUCUUAGCUUCUUUUUUUCUCACUAAUUGUGUUUUAGUACCAAGAUGGCUUGUAUUUGUCCAUGUAUUCAACUUUGGCAUUGUAUGCUUCAUAUAAGUUUGCAAUAUUCAAUUAUUGCACAGUACAUCUUGUAGCCAUCAACGCAUGAACAGUAGUAGUAAUUAGUUGUAUUUCAGAUAGUUUCAGAAUGCCAGUAGUUCUUCUUCUUUUGAGGAUUCCUCAUUUUCCUCCACUUUGUAUCUUUAUUAUUGAUCAUAUCUUGGCACAUACGAAUCUUUUCAAAUGAAGCUUAACUCCACUAGAGAAAUUCUUGGGUGGGUGGUUGUUUUACUUUGCUAUCCCAGUUAGCUUAUGUCUUUAGCUUGGGUUGAUCUGUUGUGACUUCCAGCAAUUUUGGGAACCAUUUGUGGGAGCAUUUAAAUAGUUCACCUAACAGUUUAAACUUUUGUGUCAGAGAUUCUACAUCAAAGUAGGAGGUCCUAAGUUUAAAUUUCUUAGCCUCUAAUUGUCUCUACAAUUAUAUAUCUUCACACUUUAGUCUUGGGCAAAAUCCAAGCCGGCGGAGCAUUUAUCUUAAACCACGGCUUCACCUAAUGGCAUCCACUUCUAAAACACAUGGCAGCACAAACUUUUUAACCAUUUAAUGGAAAAUACUGCUCUUAAACUGAUAUUCUGCAUUUCUCACAAGAUUUAUAUGUCCUAGUGUGAUAGAUAUUUCUGGGAUUCUGCUGCUUCAUUCCAUCUAGCAUUUCUCUAUAUGGUUGUUAUAAAGAGGAACGUGCUAAAAUAUAUGGUGGCUGAUUUCCUAGUACAGCUGUUGUUAUUAUAACUGGUGAUUACUUUUAAUUUCUAGGAAUCUAAUGUUUGCGUUUUCUACAAUGAUUCCAACUUGUCUUAGAUGCUCAAAACUGAGUCAAACUCUUAAUUUGUUAAUCUUUUAAAACUCUGAGUCAUUCGGGUGACUUAUGGUUCUGUAUUUGCAGCCAUGGAUGUGUCUAUGUUAUUGAUGACAUCAUGCUUGUUGAUUAUUUUUAUUUGUUCGUAUCUUCUGAUUAGCUAAUUUUAUGGGGAUAAGUUGUUGGAAGCAAGUUACACAAGUUUUAAUACUUUUCGAAGAAUUGUGAGAAGACAUGGCCUUUGUCUUGUCUUUUUAAAGUAGUUAGAAGACUAUGAUAACCAAAAAAAGAAAAGUUCUUGGAAGACAAGAGUAACAUGGUCAUCACAUGUUUCUAUUCCACGGUUUCACCUUCUCUUCGGAACUGUUGAAUCGCUAUUGGCAGAUAUUUUUCAUUUCUGAAUUGACAAGGAUAGGUUAUCCUGUACAUCUUGUCCUUAUUCAUGUUACCUAUUUUCCCCUCACAGAACAUGGGCAGCUGCCUCUGCAGACAACCUGCUGGCUUCUAGUAUUCUCAUUAUGUCUGGCUUGAUUGAUGUUCCUUACUCAAGAAGUUUGUAUUAGCAUCACAAUUGUGUGAAACAUUAUUUUUUAAGUUGAUUUGGCAGGUUCUGCGAGGACUUGGUAGUUAUGUCCAAAAUUUGGUUUGUGUUUACUAAACACUGUUUAGUACUCAUUCUUGGUUUGGUUUUUGUUGACUUUCUUUAUAAUGAAAAGCAAAAAAGAAAAGCUCUCUGGGCC
Eucalyptus grandis is the source of this 3502-nucleotide messenger RNA. Its product is annotated as transcription initiation factor TFIID subunit 14b. Lineage: Eukaryota; Viridiplantae; Streptophyta; Magnoliopsida; Myrtales; Myrtaceae. Bases 144 to 977 code for a protein of 277 amino acids. Gene Ontology annotation, biological process: regulation of DNA-templated transcription. The record is from RefSeq and is a predicted model, not a curated record. The transcript has 6 exons.